Glycine soja is the source of this 4136-nucleotide messenger RNA. Its product is annotated as protein WEAK CHLOROPLAST MOVEMENT UNDER BLUE LIGHT 1-like. Lineage: Eukaryota; Viridiplantae; Streptophyta; Magnoliopsida; Fabales; Fabaceae. The transcript is spliced from 4 exons. The record is from RefSeq and is a predicted model, not a curated record. Bases 510 to 3431 code for a protein of 973 amino acids.
GAGAAUAAUACACAUAAAAUAAAAUGGCAUGGAUUCAUUUAUUGAAGAAAAUACUAGACUAGAAGGGAAUAGAAUAGAUAUUUGAUAUGAGACUACUGCAGAUGGAUCUAAUCCGUGGGAUGAGCUAGGGUCCACUAACUGUGUAUCUUUCUCCGUAUUUUUCUGUGUUCUAAUUUUAGCUGCAAUAUUUUUCCACCUCCAUUUAUUUUUGCAGAACCUAAUUUUAAUUUCCUCCUCAAAUAGUAUCUGUAUCUAUCCAUCGCUCACCACUUUGAAUUUUCCACUUAUUCUUAUUAUUCCGAAUCCUAAUCGGGGAAGGAAGGAAACAGAGCGUGUGAAUAUCAAUUGCCUUUGCCAACUAAGAUGAAUUCACUUUUCCGUAUACUUUUGGUUUUUGUUCUUCUUUCGUGAGAUUUUUCCUGCAACCAACCGCAUAGUAUCCUUAACGAUUGAAGUCGUUGCUUUCAAAAGAGGUUAGACACUUUUAGCGCUCCUGACUGCUCCUUACAAUGGAAGAUGUUGAAGACAAGAUACCCCCUGUCACCUCUUCAAAAAUUACUGAAGAGACAACACUGGCAGAGCAUGUUGGAGACAAGCUUCCAUCUGAAUCCUCUCCAAAAAUUGCAGAAGAGACACCCCUGGCAGAACUUGUUGGAGACAGGCUUCCAUCUGAAGCUUCUCCAAAAAUUGCUGAAGAGACACCACUGGCAGAACAUGUUGGAGACAAGCUACCAUCUCAAUUCUCUUCAGAUAUUGUUGAAGACACACCACUGGCAGAACAUGCUGGAGACAAGCUACCAUCUGAAUUCUCUUCAGAAAUUGUUGAAGAGACACCACUGGCAGAACAUGUUGGAGACAACCAACCAUCUGCAUCCUCUUCAAAAAUUGAUGAAGAGACACCACCGGCAGAACAUGUGACAGACAACUCUGAAUCCUCUUCUAAAACUGCUGAAGAGUCACCACUGGCCGAACAUGUUGUCGACAAGCUACCCUCUGAAUCCACUACAAAAAUUGCUGAUGAGAUGCCACUGGCAGACCCCCCUGAAGAAAAUACUGAAGUGAUAAACCCACCUGGCAAUCAAUCUUCCACUGAAGCUCCAACAAUCCCACUUAGUAAUGGAAAAAUGGAGCCUGGUACUCAUUUGCCAGUGGAUGAGUUCUCUGAAUUAGCAGUGUUGCCAAAUGCUUCUGAUGAUCAAACUUUAAUACAAGAUGUUGCAGUUGAUGUAACAGAAAAAAGCCAGCAGGUAACUUCAGCUGAAGAUUCUGAACCAGGUGCUGUAGAAAAUGUCUCUGACAGGCAUGAAUUGCAGGAUGAUAUUUCUAAUAUCACUGCUGACAGUGAUGCUGAUAAUGAGAUUAGACUCUCAGCUUCUUCUUCUGAAACAAAAGAUUCACAAAGUGAUCACAAUGAACUUACAAUGGCUAUGGGAACAGUUGGCUCACUCCCCCGUGCCAAGCUAUUUGAUGCAAAAAGAGGCCUUAUUGAUACCACAGCUCCUUUUGAAUCUGUCAAGGAAGCUGUUUCCAAGUUUGGAGGAAUUGUGGAUUGGAAGGCUCAUAGGAUCCACACCGUGGAGAGACGCACUCUUGUAGAACAAGAACUUGAAAAGGCACAGGAGGAGAUCCCAGAGUACAAAAAACAAGCAGAGACUGCUGAACAGGAAAAAGGUCAAGUACUAAAGGAGUUGGACAGCACAAAGAGACUAAUAGAAGAAUUAAAACUUAACCUAGAGAGAGCACAUACAGAAGAGCGUCAAGCAAGACAGGACUCAGAACUUGCAAAGCUCAGAGUGGAAGAGAUGGAGCAGGGUAUUGCAGACGAAUCAAGUGUUGCAGCCAAGGCACAACUUGAGGUAGCCAAAGCCAGAUAUACAGCAGCUGUUUCAGAUUUAAUAGCUGUGAAAGAGGAGCUGGAAGCAUUGCACAAAGAAUACACUUCCUUAGUGACUGAUAGAGAUGUAGCUAUUAAGAAAGCUGAAGAGGCUGUUACUGCAUCAAAGGAAGUAGAGAAGUCUGUUGAAGAUUUAACUGUUGAACUAAUUGCUGCAAAAGAGUCAUUGGAGACUACACACGCUGCGCAUUUGGAAGCAGAGGAACAAAGAAUAGGAACAGUCAUGGCAAGAGAUCAAGAUUCUCUCAAUUGGGAGAAGGAACUUAAACAGGCAGAAGAAGAGCUCCAAAGACUCAACCAGCAAAUUUCAUCUGCGAAGGAACUCAAAUCUAAACUGGAAACAGCCUCUGCUUUGCUGAUUGAUUUGAAAGCUGAAUUAACUGCUUAUAUGGAAUCAAAGUUAAAGCAAGAAGGAGGCCCAGAAGAACCAGAGAUAAAGACACACACUGACAUACGAGAAGCAGUGGCAUCAGCCGGAAAGGAACUUGAGGAAGUAAAUCUUAACAUAGAGAAAGCAACUGCUGAGAUUAGUAUCUUGAAGGUAGCUGCUACAUCAUUGAAAUUGGAACUUGAACAAGAAAAAGCAACUCUUGCCUCCAUUAGGCAAAGAGAAGGAAUGGCCUCCGUUGCAGUGGCAUCUCUGGAAGCUGAAUUGGAAAAGACCAGAUCAGAAAUAGCUUUGGUUCAGAUGAAGGAGAAAGAAGCUAAAGAGAAAAUGACCGAGCUUCCCAAGAAACUACAACUAACAGCUGAAGAGACUAAUCAAGCCAACUUGCUUGCUCAAGCAGCUCGGGAAGAGCUACAGAAAGUAAAGGCGGAAGCAGAGCAAGCCAAGGCUGGAGUAAGUACCUUGGAAAGUAGAUUACUUGCAGCUCAAAAGGAGAUAGAGGCUGCAAAGGCUUCUGAAAAUUUGGCAAUAGCAGCAAUUAAAGCAUUGCAAGAGAGUGAAUCAACUAGAAGCAAAAAUGAAGUGGACCCAUCUAAUGGGGUAACACUGUCUUUGGAAGAGUACUAUGAGCUUAGCAAGCGAGCACAUGAGGCAGAAGAGCGAGCCAAUAUGAGGGUUGCAGCUGCUAAUUCUGAAAUUGAUAAAGUCAAGGAGUCUGAAUUGAAAGCCUUUGAAAAGUUGGACGAAGUGAAUAGAGAGAUAGCUGCUAGAAGGGAAUCCUUGAAAUUGGCAAUGGAGAAAGCUGAGAAGGCAAAGGAAGGUAAAUUAGGUGUAGAACAAGAAUUAAGAAAGUGGAGAGCUGAAAGUGAACAACGAAGAAAGGCCGGCGAGUCUGGCCAAGGAGUAAUAAACCAGAGUAAAAGCCCUAGGGGUAGUUUUGAGGGGAAAGCAAAUAAUUUUGACCGCACUAGUGAUGCAGCUAAUCCCGCACAUUACUUGACAAGUCCAAAGGCUAAUGAGCAUGCAGACAAUGAUGAAGGUGGAUCAUCCCCAGAAUCAAAACAUGGAAAGAAGAAGAAGAAGUCAAUUUUCCCAAGGGUUUUGAUGUUCUUUGCAAGAAGAAAAACACAUUCAACCAAGUCUGGGUAAAUCCCAAAUUAUACUGCAGUUGUCUUGGCUCUCAUCCUUUUUGGAGAUCUCACAGUGACUUGAAAUGCUGGACUAUUCAAUUGCACCGACCUGUAAAUGUUGGCGAUUGCUGUGUGUAUGCUUUGAUUGUAUUCUCUCUCACUGAAGGGUUUGGUUUGGUAUAUGGUCGCCUGCUCAGUGUUUUACGUGGACAUAAAAAAUAAGUUCAUCUUUUGUGGGAAAACAGAAAAUUAGAUGAUUCUGUAUUGUGUAUAGCUUCUGAUAUAUUGAACCUCGGCUUUUGUAAAGAUUUGUCUGAGAUUUGACCAAAUGAAAGAAAAAGUUUUCCGAGUCUGAGAUUUGAUGUGCUUUCCGAGUCUGAAAAACCUCAUCAAAUUGAAACAGGAAGAAGCUUCUAAAUGACCCGAAAUCAAAAGGUGAAUUGGUGUGAAUCUUCUGAUGCUUUGGUUCAGAUUACACGCCAAAUCUUGAGUCAUUAAGGAUUCAGCUCCACUUUUCUGUGCUAGUUACACACUUAAAUCUCUAUUCUCUAGGCUCCUAUACCCAGAUUUAAUUUUUAGUAAGCUGUCGAUAGAUUUUUUAUUUUGUGAAUAGUGAUAUAUUUAUUUUUUUCUGUUCGCAACUUCGCAUUUUGUUUUUGUUAUUCAACUUUAAAUGUUAGAUUUUUGGAAUUAAGGGUCCAAUUAUUUCCUUUCAUGAACUCAA